CCGAAAGAAAAAAUUUAAAGAAUCGCCAUGUUUAGCAGACGACGGCUGGCAGCAACCGCUGUGAAAGACGGCCUACUGAUCUUAAACUGUAUAAGUGAAAAACCCUCGCUUAGACGUCGCUGGGAGUAGCCAGGCCAGGGAAAAGAUGGAGUUGCCGUACUCGGCCGUUUUUAACGCUGCCGGUGAGGGGAAGUUCUUGACUCUUGCCGCGCUGUUGCACAACAAGACGACGGAAGAGGCCCGUGAACUUCUGACACAUGUGACGGAAGAUCCCGAAGGACAGGCCGCCCCACCGCUAGUCAUCGCUGCGAAGAACGGACAUUGUAAGGUGGUGAGGUUCAUCCUUGAGACAUAUGACGUACCCGUGGACCAGACAGGUAUGGUCAAGUUCGACGGCUACAUCAUCGAGGGCGCAUCCUCUCUGUGGUGUGCUGCGGGAAGGGGCCACUUUGACGUUGUGAAAGACCUGAUCAUCCACAAGGCCAACGUGAAUCACCGCACACUGACGGACUCUACCCCGCUUCGUGCGGCAUGCUUCAACGGUUGCCUGGACAUUGUGAGGUACCUCAUAGAGAACAAGGCUGACAUCCACAUCGCCAACAAGUUUGAGAACACAUGUCUGAUGAUCGCGUGCUACAAGGGUCACAUAGACGUGGUGUCCUACCUACUCAAAAUGGGAGCUAACCCGAACAGUAAGGCGCAUUGCGGGGCCACGGCCCUCCACUUUGCAGGGGAAUGUGGCCACUUGGAGAUUGUGAAGGAACUCAUCCUGAAGGGAGCCACCCCCCAAGUAAACGGCCAUGGUAUGACUCCCCUGAUGCUUGCCGCGGAUGGAAGCCACCCAGAGGUCGUGGAGUAUUUCGUCUCGCUCCCCGACUGUGACAGAGUCACCAAGGUAGAGACCUUGGAGCUUCUUGGAGCUUCAUUUGCCAGCAACAAGGACAACUACAGCCUUGACAAGGCGUACCACUACAUGCACGAGGGAAUGGUGGAACGAUUCGCGGAUGACCGGCAGAUCUUGCAUAAAGAGGUCCUGCCUCCAACCCCUGCAUAUGACAACAGGAUAGAGAGCCUGACAGUAAAUGCACUAGAGGCUAUUCAGGACAACCCCCAUGCUAUACACAUGGAGGCACUGAUGGUGCGGGAGCGAAUCCUGGGCUCAAGCAACCCGCAGGUCCCCCACCCCAUCAUCUACAGAGGGGCAGUCUAUGCAGACGGCAUGUACUUUGACAGAUGCAUCAAUCUUUGGAUGCAUGCAGUGAAGUUAAGGCAAAUGAACAACCGCAGCGUACACAAAGAUCUCCUGCGGUUCGCCCAGGUGUUUGCCCAGAUGAUUCGCCUGGGGGAGGACGUGGACCCAAACAUUUUGGCGGAGGUGAUGGAAUGUACCCUGGCAGAGAGUAAAGUGCUUAUGAGUGAGCCCGAACUGCAGACCAUCUUCCAGCACAACAUGUUGACGAUGAUGUACCUCUUUGGACUGAUGGCUUCUGUGAAGACAAACAAAGAGCAGGACCAUCGAUUGAAGAAGCUGGUGUACGACUUUCUUCACCUGAGACCGCACGCAAAAUCGGGCUGCACGCCGUUGCACCUGGCCGUUAGCCAGAGUACGCCAGUGGACGACUUUCACAUCAACGACAUCUGCACCUUUCCCAACCCGUUCGUCACGCAGCUUCUCAUCGAGUGUGGGGCGGACGUGAACGCCACGAACAACGAUGGGAACACUCCAUUACAUCUCAUUGUACAGUAUAACAAUCCCGUCAGCGACUUUCUAACGCUACACUUUAUCGUUACAAAGUUGAUCCAGGCUGGAGCGCAUAGAGACAAGGUAAACAAUGCGGGGAAAACGGCCAUACAGACCAGCACCACCGGCGUUUCCGAGGUCGUCUUGAAAACACAGACGAAAUUGAACUUGAAGUGUUUAUCGGCACGUGCAGUGAAAACACACGGACUGAAGUACAAGGGACAGGUGCCAAGAGAAGUAGAGGCUUUUGUAGACAUUAUUGCGCUGGGAGUAGCCAGGGAAAAGAUGGAGUUGCCGCACUCGGCCGUGUUCAACGCAGCUGGCGAGGGGAAGGUCUUGACACUUGCCGCGCUGUUGCACAACAAGACGACGGAAGAGGCCCGUGAACUUCUGACACAUGUGACGGAGGAUUCCCAAGGACAGGCCGCUCCACCGCUAGUCAUCGCUGCGAAGAAUGGACACUGUAAGGUGGUGAGGUUCAUCCUUGAGACGUAUGAAAUACCUGUGGACCAGACAGGUGUGGUGAAGUUCGAUGGCUACAUCAUUGAGGGGGCAUCCUCGCUGUGGUGUGCCGCCGGCAGGGGCCAUUUUGACGUCGUGAAAGACCUGAUCACCCACAGGGCUAAUGUGAACCACCGCACGCUGACCAACUCUACCCCGCUCCGCGCGGCGUGCUUCGACGGCCGUCUGGACAUCGUGAGGUACCUCAUAGAGAACAAAGCCGACAUCCACAUCGCCAACAAGUAUGAGAACACGUGCCUGAUGAUUGCGUGCUACAAGGGUCACAUAGACGUGGUGUCCUACCUACUUGAGGUGGGAGCCAACCCAAACAGCAAGGCUCACUGUGGGGCCACGGCCCUGCACUUUGCAGGGGAAUGUGGCCACUUGGAGAUUGUGAAAGAACUCAUCCUGAAGGGGGCCAUCCCCCAAGUGAAUGACCAUGGUAUGACCCCCCUGAUGCUUGCCGCUGACAGCAGUCACGCAGAGGUUGUGGAGUAUCUCGUCUCGCUCCCCGACUGUGACAGAGUCACCAAGGUAGAGACCUUGGAGCUUCUGGGAGCUUCGUUUGCCAACAACAAAGACAACUACAGCCUGGACAAGGCGUACCACUACAUGCACGAGGGAAUGUUGGAACGUUUUACGGAUGACCCGCAGAUCUUACAUAAAAAGGUCUUGCCUCCAACGCCGGCGUAUGACAACAGGAUAGAGAGCCUGACAGUAAAUGCACUAGAGGCUAUUCAGGACAACCCCCAUGCUAUACACAUGGAGGCGCUGAUGGUACGGGAGCGAAUCCUGGGCUCAAGCAACCCGGAGGUCCCCCACCCCAUCAUCUACAGAGGGGCAGUCUAUGCAGACGGCAUGUACUUUGACAGAUGCAUCAACCUUUGGAUGCAUGCCCUGAAGUUGAGGCAGACGAAUAACCGCAGCGUACAGAAAGACCUCCUGCGGUUUGCCCAGGUGUUUGCCCAGAUGAUUCGCCUGGGGGAGGACGUGAACGCUGACAAUUUGGCUGAGGUGAUGGAAUGUUGCCUGGCAGAGACCAAAGUGGCCCAAGAGCGCUUUAUCUUCAGUUGUAUGCUGAUGCACAUGUGUGGCUCCGAACUACAGGCCUCCUUCCAGCACAACAUGCUGACGAUGAUGUACCUGUUUGGACUGAUAGCUGCCGUGAAGACGAACAAGGAACAGGACCAGCGGUUGAAGAAGCUGGUGUAUGACUUCCUUCACAUGAGGCCGCAGACAAAAUCGGGUUGUACGCCGUUGCACCUGGCUGUUAGUCAGAGCACGCCAGUGGACGACUUUCACAUCAACGACAUCUGCAAGUUCCCCAGCCCGAACAUCACUCAGCUCCUCAUCGAGUGCGGGGCGGACGUGAACGCUACGAACAACGAUGGGAACACGCCGUUACAUCUCAUUGUACAGUACGACAAACCCAUCAGCGACUUUCUAACGCUACACUUUAUCGUAACAAAGUUAAUCCAGGCUGGAGCGCAUAUAGACAAGGUAAACAAGUCAGGGAAAACGGCUGUACAGACCAGCACCACCGGCGUUUCCGAGGUCGUCUUGAAAACCCAGACGAAAGUGAACUUGAAGUGUUUGUCGGCACGUGCAGUGAAAACGCACGGACUGAAGUACAAGGGACAAGUGCCAAGAGAAGUAGAGGCUUUUGUAGACAUACACUGAUAAACCCUCCGUCAGUCUAUCUGAGUGAUAGAAAACUGCCUCAUGAAGAUAUGAAUAUACAUGUACAUAUAUAGGCCAUUUUCAAAGUGGUGAGAUACUUAUCUGCAUUACCAAUUCUUUAAGAAGAGUUCUAAUCUUAUUAUGCUAUCCUUAGCUAUGUCAUAUUGCCUGGCGAUAGAUUUCUAUAUUGUUGCAUGGACUAAACAAAUCAUCAGUCUUCAGUUUAGCACUAAAAAGGAAGAAAAGUUUACAUUUGUGUAAAAAUUGAAUCUAUUCCAUCAUUGCUAAAAACAUUUUCUCUCAAAACUGUGAUAACUUCAUUAAGUAUGAUUCUGAUGUAUAUUAAUAUCUGGUGCAUAUAUGAGGUAUAUAAUUUCAGAGUAUAAACUUAGUAUUAACUUGUCCUUUGUGAGGCAAAGCUCUCAAUAAAAGCUGAAGGAAUCUC
Branchiostoma floridae (Florida lancelet) is the source of this 4367-nucleotide messenger RNA. RefSeq lists its product as uncharacterized. The transcript is spliced from 4 exons. Lineage: Eukaryota; Metazoa; Chordata; Leptocardii; Amphioxiformes; Branchiostomatidae. The record is from RefSeq and is a predicted model, not a curated record. The coding region runs from base 146 to 3922 and encodes 1258 amino acids. Gene Ontology annotation, molecular function: protein binding.